Messenger RNA from Paralichthys olivaceus (Japanese flounder), 3259 nucleotides. The record is from RefSeq and is a predicted model, not a curated record. NCBI's taxonomy places the organism in Eukaryota, Metazoa, Chordata, Actinopteri, Pleuronectiformes, Paralichthyidae.
GGGUCUGUUUGAAGUUGAUGGUCGUGUCUUGUGUUACCUUAUGGGUUAGUUAUUACAUAAGACAAACAACAACAUCCACAGGAGAGUAGACUCGAUGCUGAACUGUUUGUUCCCUCUCUGCUAUCUUAUUCUCAAAAAAAAAGGAAAAAAAGAAAUCAAGCUCGUUUAUUUUGGGCACAAAACCGUUGAUUGUUCUUCACUGUGGCUCUGAGGCGAAACAUGACUCUGCUGAUUUAUUGUUCCAUCUUUACUCCGUGCUCUUCUCACUGUCUCCUUGUUAAUGUCCUGUUUGUUUAGUCUUUUCUGACAUUGGACAAACUGUGUUAACAGGAAAGCGUGGACUUUGCUCUUGAAAGUCAAUGUCUCUCUCGUCUCGGCUCUGCUGUGACGAUAGUGUAUCUGAGUGGACUUUAACUGGAGGUCAGAGAGCAAAUGCUUCCACUGAUGUUCGUUUGGAUGAUAAUGUAACUCACUGUGAAUCUCUCGCUGCCUUGUUUUCCCUUGAGGCUGACGGCUUUUCCUGGGCAGCAGUAGCUUAGAAAGCACCACUGUAUAACUGUAUAACUCGAUUGACACUGAGUGGAGCGCAUUCCUUUGCCGAGGCCCGACAGUCUCCUCACAUUCGAUCGAGUCGCACCAAACCACUCAUGAGCCGUUUGCAGACAGGAACUCCAGAAAAUGUCUGGACCCUGCGCAGAAGGAGUUUCUCCUGAGUUUCCGGGUCAGACGCACUUUUCUUUUACUUAUGGAGAGUGCAGCAGGAGAUAGUCUGGGUCAGACAGGAAAAUGUCCGGAGCGUUCAGCCUUUAGAAAUGCCCCAACACAACAUGGAGAGCCCCAGGAGCCAGUGGCCACAGGGGCUACAGUCGCCGUGGGUCACCCGAGUCGCUGGAGGUCAGAGUCCUGCCUCCUCGGGGGCAGAGUCGGACACGGAGAGCAGCAGCACGGAGAGCGAGAAGUCCUGCGUUAAGAAGCUGGAGGUGGGCUCAGUGAGGCUCCUGCCGUCGUCCUCGAAGCUCCAGCAGCGAAUCACGGAGAUCGAGCAACAGAAGGAGGAACUGAAGAUUGAGCUGCAGCUGGAGAUCGCGCUGCUGCAGGGUGAACUGCAGACGGAGAAGAAGCAGCUGCACAGACACACACAGAAGCUGCAGGCUCUACAGCAGCAGGCCGGACAGAGGCAGACGCACAGACACACAAACAGACACAAGGAGCAAGAGCGUCUGGAGGCGGAGAGUCUCAGGGUGCAGGAGCUGAGGAGGAGGUGUGAGGAGAAGGAGAAGCUGAUCCCGAGUCAGCCCGAGAGCCAGAGAGAGCAGCUGACCCUGCAGCUGCAACAGGAGAAGGAGGUGAUGGAAGCAGCGACUCGGGCCUUUGAGGACUGGGAGUUUCGUUUUCUGGAGCAAGAGAGCGGCAUCGACGUGGAGGACGAGAGCGUGGCGGACAAAGAGACAGAGGGAAAGAAUGAAGUGGAAGGGGAAGUGGAAAAGGAAAUCGUGUGUCAGCAGCAUGUGGUCAGCACGGCACAGGAGCGAGUCCAGCAGCUGGAGAGACAGUUGAAGGAGAUGGAGAGAGAGAAGGAGAGGGAGCUGAACGCCCUGAGGAGAGAGAAGAGAGAACUCGUCCACACGACUCAAACGGGUCACAAGGAAAAGACGCCGCUCGCAGAUUGGUCGAACAUCACCGGCUCGGCCCCCUGCAUGAUGUCACUUUCCCCUCUGACUCCUCACAAGCCCCCUCAGGAACCAUGCAAAGAUUCUGCCAGUUUGCCCAGAAGACGGAGUUCGCAUCGCAGCAACAGACUCAACGACCGGCCGCUCUCUGCACAGGGGCUGCUGAGGACGCUUCCAGACACCCAGUCGCCGGAGGCUCUCACUUCCCCACUCUCCCCUCAUAGACUCAGCAAUGGACACAGCAGACCUGGGACCAGCAAUGGCGGUACGCUCCUCACGCCUUGCAACAGUACGGCGAGCUCCCGUGCUGCCAGUGAUUCUGUUGCCAUCGGUAACGAGUCUAACUCUCCCUCCUGCAGCCCGUGUCUGUUGGAUCUGGUUGAGAUCGAGAAGAAGCUGAGGGAAGCCAAGGUGGAGAGAGAGCGACUGCUCAGAGAGCGGGAAGAGCAACGGUGGUUGUUGUUGGAGGAGAGAAAACGGAGGGAGCUAAACUGUCCCUUAACAGAACCACCGGAGCCAGAAAGCCAACAAAGGCCAGAACCAGAACCAAAGGAGCAGCUAAUCGCCAGCUCUCCCCCAAACUCCCCAGAGCCCCGCAGCCUGCCCCUCUUCCUCUCUGCGAACUUUGACCUCCGGGCCCACGUGGAGUCCCUGGGUCACGGGGUGGCCGGCUGCACAGAACUGCGGAUGACGUCUCGACGCUGCGCGGGCUUCCUGACCAAGCGAGGGGGGAGGGUGAAGACCUGGAAGAAGAGGUGGUUUUCGUUUGACACGGACCACAGACGACUGGCCUACUAUACAGACUGUGAUGAGAGGAAGCUUAAAGGAGUCAUCUACUUCCAGGCCAUAGAAGAAGUUUACUACGACCAUCUACGAACAGCCACAUCCUCUCCUCGGCCCACUCUGACGUUCUGCGUGAAGACGUACGACCGUCUCUUCUUUCUCGUGGCGUCCAAUGCGGUAUCCAUGCGGAUUUGGAUGGACGUCAUCGUCACGGCAACAGACGAGCACAGCCGUUAUUGACCUCUUGCAUAUGUGACUGUAAGAUCCUCGAGUGCAGCUACUGAGCACUGGAGCAGGUCUGGGUGAGCUCCACCUCGGGGGCUUGUUCUGCACCUGGACUCAUGAAUCUGAGGACGAUCGGUUCGUGACAGUCGGAGCUGAUGCGUUUGAACAGAUUUACUCAAACGCGUUGGAGGAAACCGUUACCGGAGGGGUGAGACUUCAGUGGCGGCACAGGUUUCACCGCUGAACCAGUUGCAGACCACACGCAGCUUCACGCACCAGCGUGCACGCUGGCCAUCUUGUUACUGGGAAGUUUCCACCCCCCUCUGCUGGUCACUACUACACUACAACAGGGAGAGGGCGGAGUAAUAGCAGCACCGGUUCACUGCAAUGAAAUCCAAUACAAGUUACAUGUCCAGAUGUUUGCGUCCACGUUCUGUAACUUUUUUCAGUAACGACGAUUGUAAAUUCAAUUAUGUUGUAUUAAGUUAUUAACUGGAGAUUUAUAUGGGUUUGAUAUGCAAAUAACUGAAGGAAUACACUGUUAUGAACGCACUAUUAAAUUUUUAUUUGUAAAAACUGUU